Molecule: messenger RNA, 2942 nt
Organism: Epinephelus lanceolatus (giant grouper)
Lineage: Eukaryota; Metazoa; Chordata; Actinopteri; Perciformes; Serranidae
Source: RefSeq, a predicted model, not a curated record
ACGUUGCCAUGGAAAUGGCGGAGGAAUAUUUGUAGUGAUGAGUCAGGUGAACCGUUAUGCUGAUUUGAGCUCAUUGUAACUGUCUCAUAGACCAAUCAGACAGCUUGAUCGGAACUACUUGUUGUGGAAUCCACUGCGCCACACUCCAGUCCAGUAGGUGGCGGUGAUGAAGCUAAAAGCUAGUCAGCCAGCCGCCAUUACAACUCAAAGAAGAAGAAGAAGCGGAAGUACUUCCUGUAUGGUGAAGGCGGAUCAUUACAUGUUGCAUGAGGCGGACUUUGACAUAGGAGGUGUCUCUUUAAACGGACCAUCUGAUAACCAGGAAGCUGCCGAAACACCCCGCUGAAUAAAACCCUGCAAGUGGAUACCGGCUUUUACCAUUACCGUCAGAGGUGAUGGGACGUCUCGGGGUAAAGGAGCGGCCGUAAAGCAUCUUUAACGUUAGCUGGUGGUGAUGAAGGCAGGUUGUCGGGCAUUGCUGUAGCUAACGUUAACGUCUCUCUGUCAGCUGUCUGUCCCGGUGUGUCGGCUAAAGAGCCUUUUAGCCUAACGUCACCGUUAACGUUAGAUAUCGUCAGCUACAUAAGCUAAGUAGAUAGACAGUAGCCAUGUUUUUAUCACAUUUGGAGCUAUGGAGAACAUACUGGGAGUGUGUGUCCAGACCUUACACGGUGUUCAUCUGCUCCCUCACGGCCGCACUGUACUAUCUGUGGGGCCGCAAGUGUCAGACACCAGUUCUGGUUUCCAGCAAGGCUUUCGGUGCAUUUCUCCACAAGCACUGUCCUGUGGUGGUCGAGCGCUUCAGUCCCACUCCGUGGUGCUGGGGAGGCCGGCUUCAAACGCUAGUCUGCGCCGUCCUCAAGUCCAGACCCUCCGUCUCUUAUCGCAAUGAGCUGAUCCGAACGGUUGAUGGUGGUCAGAUCUCUCUGGACUGGGUGGACAAUCAGGACAGUGCGACCUACCCAGAAUCCUCCACCCGCCCCACAGUACUGAUCCUCCCAGGUCUAACAGGCAACAGCAAGCAGUCCUAUGUGCUCCAUGCCAUUAGCCAGGCCACUCGCCGCGGCUAUAGAUGUGUGGUCUUCAACAACAGAGGACUUGGAGGGGAAGAGUUGUUGACGCCUGUCACCUACUGCGCAGCCAACACCUCAGAUCUUGAGUGUGUGGUGCAACAUGUCAAAGGACUUUACCCACAUGCCCCUGUGCUUGGUGCUGGUGUGUCUUUGGGAGGCAUGUUAUUACUAAACUACCUGGCCCGUAAGCGCUCGGAGUCGGGGAUGGUGGCAGGUUUCACCAUCUCCGUCCCCUGGAAUGCACUGAAGUCUGCCACCUCGAUGGAAGAACCACUUAACUGGCUGCUUUUCAACAAAUACCUCACAAACGGCCUGUGUCGUGCUGUCACCAGGCACAGGAAGGUUCUCGAGAAAGUGGUGGACAUUGAAUAUGUCGUGAAGGCGCGGACUAUCCGUGAGUUUGACGAACGCUUCACCUCUCUGAUGUUCGGUUAUAAAUCUUGCACAGACUAUUACAUUGAUGCCAGCCCAGACAAUAAACUCCAAAAUACAGCAGUGCCCAUCCUGUGUCUCAACGCUGCUGAUGACCCCUUCUCUCCCCAACACGCCUUCCCGCUGACCACAGUCCAGAGCCUGCCGAACGUCGCCCUGUUGUUGACGGCCCAUGGUGGACACAUUGCCUUCCUGCAGGGUUUGUUCCCUCGGGGCGAGAGCUACAUGGAGCACGUAUUCGGUCAGUUUGUUCAAGCCGUAUUUGAACACCCUAAGGACAUCAUGAAAGCCUGCAGCAUUAAGGAGGAGCAGAUGAGCUGAUCAUCUUGUCCGAGCACCAGAACGACUGCUAGCUGAGAGGAAUAUGAAGUCGCCGGCAUCUUAGCAGUAGAACAGCAGUUCACAAAAAUGCAUUGCUUGGCUUUGCAUGCCGUUAGCUUACCGCAGAAAUGUUGGGUCUCCUUCAUGUUUGCACAGAGAAUGACCAACUGUAUUGUACAAUCAUAUGACCUCAUUGCAACUUUGCUGAUCUACCUCAUCAUCUCAGGUUCUCUAUUUAAUGAGCAAUCAAGAAGUAAAAAUGUGCAGAACUCAUUUGUGAAAUAUCUAAGAAAUCUUGCAGCCAGCCGAUAAAUUAAUACAGAAUAUUGUAUUAAGAUAAAAACACGCAAUAUAAACAUUAUUUUAAAAAAAGAUUGUACAUUACUUUUAAUCAUGUAGUUUCUCCCACAUGCCGUCCCAAAUUGAAGCACUUGAAGUGUGUGUUGACAACAAAAUGCGUAAUUAUUCCCUGUUAGAAAAUGAGUGCUUGGGUUUAUUUGAAAAUUAUUAAAUUAUUUAAAAAGGAAAAGAAUGUGAAAAUUUGAACAUAUAUGCUUAUGUUGCUGUUUGUUUUGCCUCAUUAGCUGCUUUGGUUUUGCAGUACUAGUUUUCCUUGAAGUGUGCAACAUUCCUGAAAAGAUUCUACUUCUUCACGUUUUAGCCUUGCAUGCAUACUUUACAUAGACUUUGUCAGUGCAUACCAUACUCUGUGGUAAUCCUGCUAACAGCUGGGUUGUUUGAACUGUCAUUCUCAACCAAAAAACAGCCACACGGCAGGAAACAACAUAUCUGUCAUGAAGGAAAGACAUGUACAAUUGUAGGACAGGUUUGUCAUCUGAGUUUGUGAUUCUUAAACAAACAAAAAAAACCUGACAUCAAUUAAAUGUAAAAACUAUUGUACGCUUGUAAAUGCUUUUGCAGUGUGCUUGAUUGCAAUGUAAAUUAUGCACUACCUUAGACGUGACUGUAAAAAGUACUUAAGGUAUUUGUACCUGCCGUCAAUAAUUUAAUAGCGAGUGGUUUUAAUUUGUGAGUGCUGUAAAUCUGCCUUUUGUUUGUCACUGACACACAUUGUUGUUUGGGGAAUGAGUGAUGGAUAAAAGAAUGUAUAUCAUG